Molecule: messenger RNA, 201 nt
Organism: Colletotrichum lupini
Lineage: Eukaryota; Fungi; Ascomycota; Sordariomycetes; Glomerellales; Glomerellaceae
Exons: 2
Coding region: 1-201 (66 amino acids)
Source: RefSeq, a predicted model, not a curated record
AUGCGAAGCGGCAACUACGUGCCGGUAACUUGGCUCGGCGGCCUCCGAAUCCUUCAUAAGCCGGGCGACGAUGAAGCGGGCCUUGGUUCUUGGUUGGACCCAUUGGCUUCGAUUUGCCCAGAAGCCAAGUAUAAGCCAUUCAGCUGUAUUGAUCGAAAAACAGCCAAUGCUAUCGGAAGCGACAGGAGCGGCGCAGCUUGA